Molecule: messenger RNA, 5912 nt
Organism: Prionailurus viverrinus (fishing cat)
Lineage: Eukaryota; Metazoa; Chordata; Mammalia; Carnivora; Felidae
Gene: TSPOAP1
Product: TSPO associated protein 1
Exons: 27
Coding region: 525-4931 (1468 amino acids)
Biological process (GO): neuromuscular synaptic transmission
Cellular component (GO): mitochondrion
Molecular function (GO): protein binding
Source: RefSeq, a predicted model, not a curated record
GGUGCGUCCCCCUCGGCUCCAGGUACGAGCGAUCUUCGCUGGGUGCUGGGCGUAGGCGGCCUCUGUCGCGAGGGCUUGCGAGCCCACUCCGGACCCCCAGAAGUUAUAGGCCAGGCCCCAAGAGGAUGUGGAAAACCCACCCACGGGCCUAGGGGAGCCAGAGAAACAGCAGAGGGUGCAGCAGCUGGAGUCAGAGCUCAGCAAGAAACGAAAGAAAUGCGAGAGCCUGGAGCAGGAAGCCCGGAAAAAGCAGAGGCGAUGUGAGGAGCUGGUGAGCUCCCGAGGGCCUCCCCGAGGCCAGCCAGGUGGAACUGCAGCUGAGAGAAGCCCAGAAUGAGAAUGCCCGACUCGUGGAGGAGAAUUCUCGGCUCAGUGGGAGAGCCACGGAAAAAGAGCAGGUGGAGUGGGAGAAUGCAGAGCUGAGGGGCCAGCUCCUGGGGGUGACACAGGAGAGGGACUCAGCCCUUCGCAAGAGCCAGGGCCUGCAGAGCAAGCUGGAGAGCCUGGAGCAGGUGCUGAAGCACAUGCGGGAGGUGGCCCAGCGGAGGCAGCAGCUCGAGGUGGAGCAUGAGCAGGCUCGGAUCAGCCUGCAGGAGAAGCAGGAGGAGGUCCGGAGGCUGCAGCAGGCCCAGGCAGAAGCCAAGAGGGAACAUGAAGGGGCUGUGCAGCUGCUAGAGUCAACCCUGGAUUCCAUGCAGGUCCGGGUUCGAGAGCUGGAAGAGCAGUGCCGCAGCCAAACAGAGCGCUUCAGCCUCCUGGCACAGGAGCUCCAGGCCUUCCGCCUGCACCCCGGCCCCUUGGAUCUACUCACCUCUGCCUUGGGCUACAGUACCCUUGGGGACCACCCACCACCCCCCUGCUGCUGCUCUACCCCCCACCCCUGCCGUGGGUCUGGCCCCAAAGACCUUGACCUCCCUCCGGGCUCUCCUGGGCGCUGCGCCCCAAAGUCUUCUGAGCCUGUCCCUGCAACCGUUGUCGGGGUCCCUCGAAGGACGGCCAAGAAGGCAGAGUCCCUCUCCAACUCCUCUCGCUCUGAAUCCGUCCACAACAGCCCCAAGUCAUGCCCCACACCCGAGGUGGACACAGCCAGUGAGGUGGAGGAGCUGGAGGCAGACAGUGUCUCCCUGCUCCCAGCAGCACCAGAGGGCAGCCGCGGAGGAGCCAGGAUCCAGGUGUUCCUAGCACGCUAUAGCUACAACCCCUUCGAGGGCCCCAAUGAGAACCCAGAGGCAGAGCUUCCGCUUACUGCUGGCGAGUACAUCUACAUCUAUGGCAACAUGGACGAGGAUGGCUUUUUUGAAGGGGAGCUCAUGGAUGGCCGAAGGGGCCUGGUCCCUUCCAAUUUUGUAGAGCGUGUGUCCGACGAUGACCUCCUGACCUCCCUCCCUCCGGAGCUGGCCGAUUUGUCCCACAGCUCAGGCCCCGAACUCAGUUUCCUGAGUGCAGGCGGGGGUGGCAGCAGUAGCGGGGGCCAGAGCAGCGGGGGACGCAGCCAGCCCAGACCUGAGGACGAGGCUGCGGGGGACGAGCUCAGUCUGAGCCCCCAGCCUGAGGGCCUGGGCGGGCCCCCUGCUGUGCCUUACCCACGGGGUCUGGUGGUCCUCAGGCAGCUGGCCCACAGUGUGGUGCUGGCCUGGGAGCCGCCUCCUGAGCGAGUGGAGUUACGCGGCUACCAUAUCUGCGUGAACGGGGAGCUGCGUCAGGCCCUGGGGCCGGGGGUGCCCCCCAAGGCUGUGCUGGAGAACCUGGACCUGCGGGCCGGGCCCCUCCGUGUUUCUGUGCAGGCCCUGACCAGCCAGGGCAGCUCCGACCCUCUGCGCUGUUGCUUGGUGGUGGGUACCCGGGCCGGGGUGGUACCUAGCCAGCUGCGGGUCCAUCGACUGACAGCCACGUCUGCUGAGAUCACCUGGGUGCCCGGCAAUAGCAACUUGGCCCAUGCCGUCUACCUCAAUGGGGAAGAGUGCCCCCCUGCCCGCCCCAGCACCUACUGGGCCACCUUCUGUCACCUGCGGCCUGGUACUCUCUAUCAGGCCCGAGUGGAGGCUCAGCUCCCACCUCGAGAGUCCUGGGAACCAGGCUGGGAAAGGCCGGAGCAGCGGGCUGCCACCCUGCAGUUCACCACACUCCCAGCAGGCCCACCUGAUGCCCCCCUGGAUGUGCAGAUUGAGCCGGGACCCUCCCCUGGAAUCUUGAUCAUCAGCUGGCUCCCAGUAACAAUUGAUGCUGCUGGCACUUCCAAUGGCGUCCGGGUCACGGGCUAUGCCAUCUAUGCUGAUGGGCAAAAGAUCAUGGAGGUGGCGUCACCCACGGCAGGCAGCGUGCUGGUGGAGCUGUCCCAGCUGCAGCUGAUGCAAGUGUGCAGUGAGGUGGCUGUGCGCACCAUGUCACCCCAUGGCGAGUCAGCUGACUCCAUUCCAGCUCCUGUCCCCCCAGCCCUAGUGGCGGCCUGCCUACCAGCCACGGUCUCUUGCCCCUCACCGCGGCCGGGCUCGGAAGCCAGACCACCCCUUGCUCCAGCCUCCCCGGGGCCUGGAGACCCCAGCUCUCCCCUCCGGCGCCCUGACCCCCACGGAACUCGAGAGCCCCCCGGGGCCCCCCCAGCAAGCCCUCCCAGAGAGGCAGCAAAAGGAUCCCCCGAGGAGCCCCCAGCACCUUGCUCCCAGGAGGAGGCUGGGGCAGCUGUGCUGGGCACCUCAGAGGACGGGAGGGCCAGCGAGCCAGCUGUGGGAGAGAGAGCUCCUGACCCUGCAGCUUCACCGCUGGCCCAGGAAGAGGCCCUUCUGGCACCCUGCUCCACCCAAGGAGCUCUCGCCCAGCGAGUGCCCUGUGCUGAGGCCUGCCGCGGAGGAGAGGCAGGGUCUGGGCUGAGGCCCAGGGCUGAGAGGGAGGACACGGCAGAGCUCGGGGUCCGUCUGGUGAACUCCCUUGUGGACCAUGGCCGCAAUUCAGAUCUCUCAGACAUCCAAGAGGAGGAGGAGGACGAGGAGGAGGAGGAAGAGGACCUGAGUUCCAGGACUUGCUCUUUCCAGAAGCAGGUUGUUGGCAACAGCAUCGGGGAGAAUGGGGCCAAGCCCCAGCCCCAGCCUGACCCCUUCUGUGAGACCGACAGCGACGAGGAGAUCUUGGAGCAGAUCCUCGAGCUGCCCCUCCAGCAGUUCUGCAGCAAGAAGCUUUUUAGCAUCCCUGAAGAGGAAGAAGAGGAGGACGAGGAAGAUGAGGUGGAGGAUGAGGAAGACGAGGAGAGGCCAGGGGCAGGCUGUUCUUCUCGAGACCCCGGCCCACCCGAGUCUGCAUUGCUGGGGCUGGGCUGUGACAGUGGUCAGCCUCGAGGACCUGGCCUGUGUCCCUUGUCUCCAGAGCCCUGCAGGGGUGGGGACCGCCUGGAAGACAUACCAGGACUAGUUGGUGGAAGCAUCCGGAGGAAAGGAAGUGGCUCCCCUGAGAAGCCCCCAAACCGCAGGCGGUCCCCAGAUCCCCGUGAACACUGCAGCCGACUUCUCAGCAACGGCGGGCCCCAGGCCUCCGGACGACCGGGCCCCACACGGGAGAGGGGCAGCCCCCCUGUGGGCGAGGGGACCAAGGGUGUGCCAGAGGCUGGUGGGAGAGGGCGGCCGGCCCCUUCCCGGAGAUGCUCCCGUGGCCGGGCUCCAGAAUCUAGCCUGGCCGGCUGCUUCUCCCCCAAGUGCUUGGAAAUCAGCAUCGAAUAUGAUUCUGAGGACGAGCAGGAGGCGGGCAGCGGUGGCAUCAGCAUCACCAGCUCCUGCUACCCUGGAGAUGGGGAGGCCUGGGGCACGGCCCCCAUAGGAAGGUCCAGGGGGCCUCUGAAGGCCAAUUCGGGCCCCACCCCCUACCCACGCCUUUCGGCCUGGGAGAAGGGGGAGCCAGAGCGGAGAAGCCGCGGUGCGACUGGCAGAGCCAAGGAGCCACCCUCCCGGGCAACAGAGACUGGGGAGCCCAGAGGGCAGGACAGCUCUGGGCGGAGGGGCCCCCUGCGGAGAGGGGCCCAGGCCCCCAGGACGGGCGGUACCGAGUUGGCCUCUCUGAGGAGCCCCCCGGCAGAAGCGCCGGUUUACCAGGACCUACCUGUCAGGGCCUUUGUGGCUCUGUUUGACUAUGACCCGGUGUCAAUGUCACCCAACCCUGACGCUGGGGAAGAGGAGCUCCCCUUCCGGGAGGGCCAGAUCCUGAAGGUGUUUGGGGACAAGGAUGCCGAUGGCUUCUACCGCGGUGAAGGUGGGGGUCGGACAGGCUACAUCCCCUGCAACAUGGUGGCUGAGGUGGCUGUGGACAGUCCCACAGAGAGACAGCAGCUGCUCCAGCGGGGUUAUUUGUCCCCAGAUAUUCUCACUGAAGGCUCAGGGAAUGGUCCCUUUGUGUACUCUACAGCCCGCACAGCUGGGCCUCCCCCCAAGCCCCGCCGCUCCAAGAAAGCUGAGGCAGAAGGCUCUGCCCAACCCUGUGCAGGCCGCCCCCAGCAGGUCUCCUCUGCCAGCUUGAAAUCCUCCCGUUCCAUGGUGGCUGCAUUUGACUACAACCCUCGGGAGAGCUCCCCCAACAUGGAUGUGGAGGCAGAGCUGCCCUUCCGGGCAGGCGACAUCAUUACUGUGUUCGGUGACAUGGACGAUGAUGGUUUCUACUAUGGGGAGCUCAAUGGACAGAGGGGCUUGGUUCCAUCCAACUUCCUGGAGGGCCCUGGACCUGAGGCGGGCAGCUCAGACAGGGAGCCUGGGACAUCCCAGGCCGAAAGUCAGGACUGGGCCAGCUCAGCACAAGGGCCCCUACUGCCCAGAGGCUGGUCCUGUGCCCCUGGCCCUGGCAGCUUCCCCACAAUUGAACUGGGGGGGCCACAGGGCACAAGCGAGAAGGUGUGGGGUCUCCUCUCCAAGGGAAAGCAGCUCCUAAGGAAACUGGGCUCUGGGAAGAAGGAGUGAUGCUGUGGCCCAUCCUACAGGCAGAAGCGGCCCCCUGAGGCCCCUGGGGUCACGGGGUGGGGAAGGCCUUGGACGCCCAUUCUUCUGAGUUAACACUGUGGCACUUGGAUGGGAAUCAGAGACUCUUUGAAGGUCAGAGCUAGAUGAGUCCUCAAGGAUGAAUCCUCUGGAGGGGCACCUUCCUCUUAUAGGAGGGGAAACUGAGCCGCAGAAUGAGGAAAUCACUCGGUCAAGGUUGCUGAGCACCUCAGUCACAGAGCCAGGACCUGUGACUGCCCGUCCAUCCACCUAUGCCUACUUUCCCGCCACACGAUGCUAGUCCCUUCUUUGAUCCUCCCCGCUCCGAUGGCGCAGGCUAUCCUGACAUGUCUUCCUUUCCCUGAAGGCAAGUUUGCACUGGAUCCCCCUGGAGCCCCCCUCCCCAUGGGGCAGGCGGGCGGAACCCUGUAUAUAUGUACAUACUCAGUGCCUCAGUCCAGCCUCCUCCACCUCGCUUCCACCGCACAGGCCCAGGAAGGAGACAGGCCAUGCCAAAGCGGGCCUAACCCCGCUCCAUAGUGCUCCACCCCUCCCUGCCAGCCCGGCCUCCUGGCCCCUGUGUGUCUCACCCCCAAAGGCCCUGGGGCCAGCGGGCAGAAAGCAGGAGUUGGGUUUGCCUUAUUUUGCUCAUUGGAUUCAACUUCUCGUUUGCAUCAUUUUCCUCUGGCCCCUGUUGGAGUCUGGGGGCUGAGGAAGAGGACAGAUUUAUGCAGCUAUUUUCAUACAUUCCCUGUCCAGAAUGGGGUAGAGAGCUCUCCACCCUUACCCUCACCACCCCCUCUAAUCCUGCGGCUGGGUGAGUGUCUCUGCAUGUUUCCUUCACUGUGGUGGGAGAUCGUUCGACUGAACCCCCACCCCCGGCCUUGGUCUCCAGGGGUGUGGAAUGGUGGGGGUAUUUGUUUAAAAAGACAUUUUAUUAUAAUAAAGUCUAUUUUCACAAAA